AUGUCUCAGAGCAGCAGACCUGCAGCAGGUCCAGGUCCAGGUCCAGGUCCAGGUCCAGGUACAGGUCCUGGUCCGGUCCCCAGACUGCAGGUUCGCAUCAUCGGCAGUAAACAGGUGAAACAGCUGAUCCAGGAGACGAGCAGAGAUGAAGGAGAGAAGUCAAAGAAAGAAAAAGGUUUGCAGAAGCUGCAGCAGAGAGCUGACGGAGCUCUGUGGGACGCCAUCAGCCAGGCUCCUGACAGAUGCUGUGUGACGGCUCCCUCUGGUGACAGGUCCAGGUCUUACAUCCACCCAAAGAUCAGACCAGAACCAGAACUAGGACUGAACACAAGACCAGGACCAGGACCAGGACCAGAGGUAGACAGACAGGAGGAGGACCAGGUCCUGUCCUCCUGUGUGAGACAGCAGCUGUCUGGUUGGUGUCGGUCCUCUCUGGAUCUGGUUCUGGACGGUCUGGUGUCUCUGGACUCGUCCUCCUCGGGGACGCUGCGUCCCUCUGAGGUCACCAGGCUGUUCCUGAGACACGCCGUCCCCCUUCAGCUGGACACCUUCAGUCUGCUGCUGCACAGGUUCUCUGACCACAGAGACCAGGACCAGGACCGGGACAGGGACCGGGACAGGGACCAGGACCAGGACCAGGUGGAUUACAGAGACCUGCUGCAGUUCAUCAGGAGCUCUGCUGAGGACACGGAGGACAUCAGGGACACGGAGGACAUCAGGGACACUGAGGACAUCAGGGACACUGAGGACAUCUGUUAG
This is a messenger RNA of Centropristis striata (black sea bass), 759 nucleotides long. RefSeq lists its product as uncharacterized. NCBI's taxonomy places the organism in Eukaryota, Metazoa, Chordata, Actinopteri, Perciformes, Serranidae. The transcript is spliced from 5 exons. The record is from RefSeq and is a predicted model, not a curated record. Bases 1 to 759 code for a protein of 252 amino acids.